UGGGGAGAAGAAGGGGCUUCUGGGCUGUGAAGUGGGAGAGAGGCUUCCUUGGGGAGAGGAAUUUGGCUGCUGGUGCCAAAGGAACUGGAGUCCCUCGGGUCCCGUGAGCAGUGAGGGUGUGUCCAGCUCUGCAGGAGAGAAAAGGCUAUUCUCAAGGCCAAGGCCACUUGCAGAGGAGGGAGAACUGGAUACCGGUCAGAUCUGCUGAGCCAAAGGAACAUCCACUCUGCCUGAGCUAUUCCAGGCUCUCACCCCGACUCCUACCUCAUCUGCAGCACCUCGAGGCACACCAUGGACUCAGCAGCCAAGGACAAAAUACAGCCCCCACUUCUUCCUGGCUCUUCCUGCCAAAGGCCUGAGUGGCCAGAGCAGGAGAGGGCCGAACAGCUGGCUCGGGGUGCAGCACUCAAGUGGGCUUCAGGCAUCUUCUACCGGCCGGAACAGCUGACCAGGCUGGGUCAGUACAGAAGCCGUGAAAUACAGCGUAACUACUCCCUGGAGGCACGGAUUAAGUCAGUGGUGCAGUCAUACCUGGAAGGUGUGCAGACUGGUGUGUGGCAGCUGACCCGAGCCCUCGAGGCUGUGCAGGGAACACGUGAAGCCCUGAGCCAGGCCCAUCACUUACUCCAGGGUUUGUCUCGGACCUCACAAACCCUGGAACCCCUGAGGGAAUGUGUUGUCCAGCAUAAACAACUCCAGAUCCUGACUCAGUUGUUGCCAAGGUUACAGGCAGUGCCGGCUGCAGUGGCCCACACGCAGACCCUGAUAGAUGCUCAGCGAUUCUUGGAAGCAUAUGUGAGCCUGCGGGAGCUAGAGCAGCUGCGAGAGGAGACGUGGACACCCCUAGGGGGGUUGGAGUUGCCAAUCUUCCAGGGGCUAGGCCUUCUGGCUGAGGCCCUGGGCCAAGCUGUGGAGGCAGCUGCAGGAGCUGCAGGGCGGCUGGCACGUGAGGACCCAGCCCUGCUGGUAGCUGCUAUUCGUGUGGCAGAGGUAGAGACUGAGCGCACAAUCCUGGGGCAGGCACCCCGAGAUUGGCGGCAGCGAUGUCGUCGGGCACUCCAGGAGGGCCUGGAGCGGGUCCACUUUCCAUUGUCUGUGCUUCCCGAGCCAGGGGCCCUGUCAGGGUGGCUUGAGGCUCUGCAGGUAGCCUUGCCUGCUGAGUUGGCAACAGCUGAGGCACUGGUGGCACCCUGCUGCCCACCAAGCUACCACGUGGUUCAGCUGUGGGCCCACACCCUGCACGGUGGCCUGCGCCGUAGCGUGCAGCAACUCCUUGCGGGGCCUGAGCUAGGAGCUGCUGACACCUUUGCCUUGCUGCACUGGGCUCUGCAUGUGUACAUGGGGAAGGAAAUGAUGGGGGACUUGGAACUGGGGCCUGAGGCUGAUGUGUCCCAGCUAGAGCCCCUCUUGACCUCAGAGAACGUCGAGCAGCUGGAGACAGCAUUUGUGGCUCAGGUCCAGGUAAGUGUGGCUCAGUGGCUGAAGAAGGCACUAGAUGGGGAGGUAGCUGAAUGGAGCAGGGAGCAGGAGCCCACCACAGAUCCAUCCGGUUUCUACCACUCACCAAUGCCAGCCAUUGUACUGCAGAUCCUGGCUGAAAACAUUCAAGUGGCCACCCUGAUUAGUGACUCAUUGCAUCGGCGGGUGCAUGACAUGGCAGUGUCAGAACUGGGCGCAUUCUUGAGAAGCUUCAGUGAUGCUCUGAUCCGAUUCUCUCGAGACCAUCUCAGGGGAGAAGCUGUGGCCCCUCACUAUGUGUCCUACCUACUGGCUGCCUUCAACCACCAAUCAGCACUGAGAUCUUCGGUCUCCGUCCUGCUGCCCGACGGGGAAGCUUCCGGGGUCUUAACUCCAGUGGAAGCCGCGCUGGACGAUGUACAGAGGCGGGUCUGCUGCCUGGUUUUGGAAGUACUGCAGGUUGAGCUCCAGCCCCUGUUCGCUGCUCUGCCCUCGCGCCGGUGGCUAUUGAGUUCUGAGUUGCUGGAUGGCGUAUGUGAGCACACAUCGCACUUCUGCCAGGACUUCCGGCGCGUACGGAAGCCUGCUGUUCAGCUGCUGCUGGCGGAGGCGGAACGAACCGUGGUGUUGCAAUACCUAAGGGCGCUGAUGCAGGGUCGCCUAGUGUGCCGCGGUGCGGACGAGCGGAGCCAGGCGGCUGAGCGCCUGCGGCACGAUGCUGCCCAGCUUAAAGAGCUUUUCCUUGGUUUGGGCCUGGAGGAGAGCGUUCACUGCGCGCCCGUCCUGCUUGCGCUGAGGGAACUGCUCAACCUCCACGACCCCACACUGCUUGGCCUCGAGGUGGCAGGCCUGAGACAACAAUUUCCCGACGUGAGCGAGGAUCACGUCUCUGCCCUCUUGGACCUGCGCGGGGACGUGUCCCGAGAGCAUCGUCAGGCAGCACUCAGUUCGCUGCAGGCCGGUCCACCGCCUUCACCCUCCACUGGCCGCCGGGCACUCUUCAGCCUGGUACCGACGCCUACGCCCUCUCUGUCCUCCUGCCUCCCCUCGGGUCCCUGCUCCUGACACCCAUCUGUUUGCGUAAUAAAGCCACGUCUACCGCA
This is a messenger RNA of Grammomys surdaster, 2561 nucleotides long. It is a transcript of the gene Exoc3l1, whose product is annotated as exocyst complex component 3 like 1. Gene Ontology annotation, biological process: exocytosis; exocyst localization. The record is from RefSeq and is a predicted model, not a curated record. NCBI's taxonomy places the organism in Eukaryota, Metazoa, Chordata, Mammalia, Rodentia, Muridae. The transcript has 14 exons. Gene Ontology annotation, molecular function: SNARE binding. Bases 292 to 2523 code for a protein of 743 amino acids. Gene Ontology annotation, cellular component: exocyst.